Messenger RNA from Pomacea canaliculata, 1710 nucleotides. RefSeq lists its product as uncharacterized. The transcript is spliced from 6 exons. The coding region runs from base 133 to 1518 and encodes 461 amino acids. The record is from RefSeq and is a predicted model, not a curated record. Lineage: Eukaryota; Metazoa; Mollusca; Gastropoda; Architaenioglossa; Ampullariidae.
GUUCAUCUGAAACAAACCUCAUAAGCCGCCGAAUAGAAAAUAUUAAUGGUAGGUUUUGUGCGGUCUUGACUUUGUAGUUGCAGGGAGACAAUCUGUUGCGAGUCGCCAUGUUGGAAGUUACCGCUCCGCUUCAUGAACAUGCCGAUCAAAUGUAUUGUGUACGGUUGUUCUUGUAAAAGUGCAACCAUCCGGAUACCCAAAGUAGUUACAUAUCAAGGCAAAGAGUUUCAAGAACUGACCGAAAGGCGAAGGAGAGAGUGGAUACGUCAGAUAAGACGCAGAUCAGUGACAUUUUAUUCAGAUAGGCAACACCACAGGUUGUGUCAUCGUCAUUUUCACACCGGACAGCCGGCAAAACCAUGGGAUCAGAACCAUCCAGACUGGAUCCCAACAUUGUGUAUGGGAUAUCCUGGUGCCAAGUCAACAGAUUCAGCAAGGUAUGCCAGGGCUAUUAGAAGGCGUUUAAAGAAUGUAAAGCCCGCAGAGAGAGAAUGUGCUUUAUCAGCCCAGCAGUCUGGUGGUCAUUUACAGGUCUCAGACUGUGAUAGUGUGAAGACCUGUAGACAAACAAGAAUAAAGACAAUAUCAUACCAUGAAAACCGUAAUGGAGCAAUUACAGCAUUGAGGUUUCCACGCAAUGUUGCCAUUUGUGAGGUAGCCCAGCAGGCACUGAAGGGGGAAAGAAAUCCUGCUAUAGGCAGGAAACAUUCCAUUCACAGUGAGCAAACUUUGGACAGUCCACAUGAGUUCAUGGUGGUUACAUUGGAUGACUUACUAGAACCUUACACUAUAAUACAUCCUGCUGGGACCAACACAGGCAGUACAGAUGCACUUCAUCACAAGGGAAGUGAUACUAUUAUGGGAGAAUGGCACCACACCUGGUCUUCUGUGGAUGGCCAGCUUUCAGUAGAUUUUGACAAUGACAUUGAGGUGAAGCGAGAGGUCAGCUGUGAUCAGGAAGAAGACCUUGCAGUCAGUGCACUGCUGGAGCCUUGUCCUAUCCAGGGUGUGAUAGAGAAUUCUUCACAAUAUUGUUGUCCACAUCAAAUGAGACUUAAAGGAAAAGUUAGAUCCUGCCUCAACAGCAAGGUGCAAGAAAGUGGUCUUUUAUUGCAGCCAAAGUGUGAACUGCAAAGUCCCAAAAAACUAACAAAGGAGAAGUCUCAAUGUUCAAAUUCUGAAAUUCAAGGUCACACAAAGAUGUCACAGUUUGUUGACAUAAAGAAAGAGCUCAAGGAGUUUGACACAUCAGGUGUGACUCAGGCAGGUGAUCAUAAUUCCAAUUGUAAAUCUAAGAGACAAAUUUCAAAGUCUGCAAGUGACGAGCACCCUUUUGUGAAUGUAUUAAGUUCUGGUUCCAUUAAAAAAGAACCCCAGGACUUCGAGACAUCAUGGAAUACAAAGAGUGUGGCACAGAUAACUCAUCGUAGCCUUGAAAGUAGAGCCGAGACGGGGGCUUACCCAACUGGCAUAUAUCACAAUGUACACUGUGUUGAAAUGAGAACAGCUGACCGAUGACACUGCAAAAUGUACUUAAAAACUUAAGUGAUUACUUUCUGUAAAGAUUGAAUGACAUUUUGGAAAAUGGUUCUCAACAGACAGUCCAGUCUCCACAAGAUCAGUAAUCUUGGUAAAAGUGUUUAUGGCUUCAACUUUCCAGAAAGUUUUUUUUCUAUAGAGACGUCCAUUUAAUAAAUUUUUAGUUUACAG